Molecule: messenger RNA, 1809 nt
Organism: Lycium barbarum (goji berry)
Lineage: Eukaryota; Viridiplantae; Streptophyta; Magnoliopsida; Solanales; Solanaceae
Product: cold-responsive protein kinase 1-like
Exons: 8
Coding region: 1-1728 (575 amino acids)
Biological process (GO): protein phosphorylation
Molecular function (GO): ATP binding; protein kinase activity
Source: RefSeq, a predicted model, not a curated record
AUGGCUAACUACGUUUGGUGGUUCACGGUGGCGUUUAUCGGGUGUUUAUUGAUGCAGAAGCCGGUUGUUUCCAACCCACAAACCCACCUGUUAAACGAAGGCUGUAGUCAAUAUAAUGUAACAAAUUUACCUGAUUUCUUCAUUCCUUCAUUCUCUGAAGGAAUGAAGUAUGAGAGCAACAACUUCUACCAAGACACUACACAGCCAGGAAAUGCACCAAUUUGUGGGAAUCGAACAACUUCUCGGCCAAAUGCUUUGAACCCUGUGGCACAACAGCUCUUGAAGAAUCUUAGCAUCGCAACUCCAAGAAUUAGUGGCUUCUUCGCAGCCACGAAGAGUGAAGCAUCUGGUGUUACUGUCUAUGGAGUUGCUCAAUGUGCUGAAACCAUAACGGAAAGGGGCUGCCAAGAUUGCUUGACAGUUGCAUACACGAACAUAGAAGGCUGUUUGCCUAAAAAUGCAGAAGGGAGGGCUGUAGAUGCAGCGUGUUUUAUGAGGUACUCAGAUAGAGCCUUUUUUGCUGAUAACAUGACAACUGAUAUCACAAAGUUUCUUGGUGGAGGAGGAAGUUCAAACAAGAAGAAAGCCGCCAUUAUUGGAGGUGUGGUUGGAGGUGUAGGACUUCUUUUGAUUAUAUUGGCUGCGUUCCUAUGGUAUCGACUAUCAAGAAAACCAAAGGCAGUCGAAAGAGGUAAUUUACUGGGAGCAACUGAGCUGAGAGGCCCAGUGAGCUACAGAUUCAAGGACCUAAAAAUUGCUACCAAAGAUUUCAGUGAAAAUAAUAAACUUGGUGAAGGUGGUUUUGGUGAUGUAUACAAGGGCACCUUGAAAAAUGGAAAUGUAGUUGCUGUUAAAAAACUAGCAAUGUUUUCGAGCAGAGCAAAGGCAGAUUUUGAGACUGAAGUUCGGCUUAUCAGUAAUGUCCAUCAUCGUAAUCUCAUCCGUCUCUUGGGAUGUUCUAUAAAAGGAGCAGAGCUACUACUUGUUUAUGAAUACAUGGCAAAUGGAAGCCUUGAAAGAUACUUAUAUGGAGAUAAACGGGGGAUGCUCAACUGGAAGCAGCGAUUCAAUAUAAUCUGUGGCACAGCUCGUGGCCUUGCCUACCUGCACGAGCAAUUCCAUGUCUGCAUCAUCCAUAGAGAUAUAAAAUCCAGCAACAUUCUACUAGACGAUGAAUUCCAGACAAAAAUUGCUGACUUUGGGCUUGUAAGACUUUUACCUGAGGAUCAGAGUCAUGUUAGCACUAAGUUUGCUGGUACCUUGGGAUAUACCGCACCAGAAUAUGCAAUUCAUGGACAUCUAACGGAGAAGGUUGACGUCUAUAGCUUUGGCAUCGUUGUUCUUGAAAUAAUCAGUGGCCGGAGGAGCAACGAUAUCAAAAUUGAACCUGUCACUGAAUAUCUCCUUGAACAGGCGUGGAAACUUCACGAAACUGGCAUGACUGAAAAACUGGUGGAUGAGACAUUGGACCCCAAUGAAUUCAAUGAACAAGAAGUGAAGAAAAUCAUAGAGAUCGCGUUAAUGUGUACGCAAUCACCAGCUAAUCUUAGGCCAAGCAUGUCGGAAGUUGUUGUCAUGCUAUUAAGUGAUCGUAGCACAAGCACGAGAACUCCUAGCAGGCCUACUAUCAUUACCAUGGAUAAGAGUACACCAGUGGACUCAUCGAUUACUACUGGAUCAUCAGCUUCUAAUGCAACCAACACUUUUAGUGAUUUCACUGGCCGCUAGCUACAUAAGAGUCUAUUGUAACAAACAACAACUGCGCUUCAGUCCCAAAUAAGUUGGGGUCUAAAGAUUAUAUUGGCACCA